CAACUGGGAGAGGUUCCUGAGGACUGGAGGAAAGCAAAUGUCACUCCUAUCUUCAAGUAGAGCGAGAACGAGGAUCCAGGGAACCACAGGCCUGUUCAGUCUCAUCUCGAUCUCCGGGAAGGUGAUGGAGCAACUAAACCCGGAGACCAUUUCCAGGCCCAUGAAGGACAAGAAGGUGAUCGGGAGUAGCCAGCGUGCAUUUAUGAAGGGGAACUCAUGUCUGACCAACGUGAUGGCCUUCUACAAUGAGGUGACUGGUUUGGGUGGAGGAGGGGAGAGCAGUGACUGUUGCUUAUCUUGACUUUAGUAAGGUUUUCGAUACCGUCUCCCAUAACAUCCUCAUAGACAAACGGAUGAAGCACUGACUAGAUAAGUGGACAUUUGGGUGGGCUGGAAACUGUCUGAAGGGACAGACUCAAAGGGUUGUGAUCAGCAUCACAAAGUCUAUCUGGAGGCCGAUUAACAGCGGUGUGGCCAAGAGGUUGAUGUUGGCUCCAAUACUGUUUAACAUCUUCAUUAAUGACCUAGGCGACAGGACAGAGCGUACCCUCCACAAGUUUGUAGAUGCUACAAAACUGGGAAGAGUGGCUGAUACGCCAGACAAGUGUGCUACCAUUCAGAGAGACCCUCAACAUUCUGGAGAAAUGGGCAGAGAGGAACAUCAUGAAAAGGAUCUGGGGCUCUUAAUGGACAACAAGUUGCCCAUGAGGCAGCAGUGUACCUUUGUGACAAGGAAGGCCAACCCCCUACUGGGAUGGACAGUCCCAGGUCUCAGCCUCUCCACCUAUGUCAGAUGUUCCAGUCCCUGAAUCAUCAUCUUUGUGGCCCUUCUCUGGACUCUCUCCAUUAUGUCCAUAUCUCUCUUGUACUGGGGAGCCCAGAACUGGACACAGGACUCCAGGCACAGUUGAUUGCACAGUCUAUAGGUCAAGCAUUUAGCGUGGCCUACCAGGAAUUUCUGAGGGCAAAUGGAAUCAAUCCAGAAGAUCUAAGCCAGAAGGAAUAUAAUGACUUACUCAAUACCCAGGACAUGUACAAUGAUGACCUGAUUCAUUUUUCCAAAUCUGAAAACUGCAAAGACGUUUACAUUGAAAAGCAAAAGGGAGAAAUUCUAGGUGUAGUGAUUGUGGAAUCUGGCUGGGGAUCCAUUUUGCCUACAGUUAUCACAGCCAACAUGAUGCAUGGAGGACCAACAGAGAAGUCUGGGAAACUAAAUAUAGGGGACCAGAUCAUGUCAAUUAAUGGGACCAGCUUGGUUGGCUUACCACUCUCAACAUGCCAGAGCAUUAUAAAGGGUUUGAAAAACCAAGCCCAAAUUAAACUGAAUGUAGUUAGAUGUCCUCCAGUAACCACGGUCUUGAUCAGGAGACCUGACCUCAGAUACCAGUUAGGCUUCAGUGUACAGAAUGGGAUUAUCUGUAGCCUUAUGAGAGGAGGUAUAGCAGAGCGAGGAGGAGUGCGAGUUGGCCAUCGUAUCAUUGAAAUCAAUGGGCAGAGUGUUGUAGCAACACCUCACGAAAAAAUUGUUCGCAUUCUCUCAAAUGCUGUUGGUGAGAUUCAUAUGAAGACCAUACCAGCUGCUAUGUACAGACUGUUAACUGCGCAAGAGAGACCAGUUUAAGACUGACACCUCACCUUUGCAACAUGCAUGAAGGAUAAUUUACCUCAUUACUGCUUCUGUUUCUAACCCUGCAUUUGUGUUUGCAGAUACAUUUCUCUCUCCCCAAUAUUUGUUGUCUGUAGAGGGGGAGGGAAAAUAUAGCCAUGAGACUUUUUGGUUGCAUCUCUGUGCAAGUAAAGUUUUAUGCAACUUCACACACAGAGUGAAUAGCAGUAGCAGCAGUGUCCAUGCUAAGAUUCACAAAAAGAAAACUUACAUGCCUAUGAUGAAUAACUGAUGCUCUCAGAAAACUUACAUGCCUAUGAUGAAUGAGUAACUGAUGCUCUCAUAAAACCUAUUGUUCAAAUGCAGACCCUUUUUUUCUGUUCUUCAGGAUAGUAGAACCCCAAAUGGUACUCUGUGAGUUGGUACAAACAAUGCAGUUUUGACAUGUUUCAGCAAAUAGUUCAGGAGAUGGGAUUUUCUGCAGUUGGGUCGCUCAGGUUUCUAAUUUUUAAAAUACUUCUUUUUCAAAUGCAAUGUGUCUUUUAUAUGCCCAUUUCAGAUGUCAAAGUUGGAGGGGAAGGAAGUGAUCUCUAAAUAUGCAGUGAGAGUAAUAUUGAAGGGCUCUGCUGAGAAGCUAUACAUUUUAAGCUCUUAAUUACAGAUUUGGUGCACACAACCCUGUGCUUAUUUAUACUGACAUUUUAUAAUUGUGUUUGAUAUUUAUGAAGCUUGAAAAUAAUUGGUUUUUACACUGCUUUAAGUAAUUAUGUUACACUAAGUUUAAAAGUAUUUUUUGUUGAAAGACGUAGUUUUAUUGACAUUUUUCUUUAGACAUAGAUAAAUGGGAGAAGUAAAGGUAAGGUGGGGAAAAUUAUUUCUUAAUUUUGUUAUAUAAGUUAAUUUGUGAUUUGAUUUUCCAUAUGACACUUAGAGGAUGUGUGAGCACUAUAUGGAUUUCUAUGAAGAAGAAAUGUAGAGAUGAUUGGUCUAUAACUUAUAUCAGGGGCAAAGGGGAAAAACAGUAAAAUGAUAAAGCAGCUGAUGGUUCUUUUUACUGCUGUUUACACUGAAUUUGAAACAUAUAUUUAGACCAGACUGAUGCCUUGAAUUUCCUGAAAUCAACAGUUUCUGCCAUGUUUUAUUGUGAUCUAAAGGCUCAGUGGGAUUAAAAACAAGACCAGAACACACAUGGAAAAAAAAAUUCCAACCUCUUCACUUGAAAAUGGUGUUAUGCUUAUAACCAUUAGUUUCUCCAUUACUGUGGAAUGGACUGUGCAGUGCACUGUGUUUGAAGACUAGUAAUGAUACCUGGACUUUAUUACAGAGACUUCAUGAAUAUGUGUGUGUACAUGCACACUUCUGUUGAUGAGAGCCAUGAAAACUCUGUUUUUAUCGGAGCAUUUGGUUUCCAUCUUUGGUCGGAAGUUUAUUGUUGCCUUUCAUGGACAUACAUGGGCUGAAAGGAGAGAGAAAAUCAGCUUUAUAUUUCAGUGGGUAGUAAGGGAGAUAACAGAACAGAGCAUAAGCUAUUGUAGUAAGUGAAUACAUUUUAGUUUCAAAGUAGUGUAAGAUUUGAUUUACUGCAAUUCUUGUUGCAUAAUUUAAUCUCAGUGUCUGGAAUAGCAGAUUUUGCAAGUAAAUGGUAUUAGUAUUACAGGUUAAUAUUUACAUCAGCUAUCAGACUGACGUAAAGAGAUUGUGAAAGACUUUUGAUUAGAACUUUUUAAUUGUAGACACCUGGUUUAUGAGGAUAAUUUGAAAUUUUUUAUAACUUCUUAAAAUUAUAGCAAUAUAUCAAAAUAUUAUAUAUAACCAUAUACUAUUUAGUAGGUUAUAUACAGUGCAGCCUUUCCAGUUGUCUGAGGAAACUCAACAAUCAUAAGACAGUUAUCACACUUUGAUUCCUACUGUGUUUUAAACUCUCAACUUCACUUGUUUUUGUGGUUCUGUCCAACUCAUGUUGAGGAGUCUUCCCAUUAACCUCAGUAGGAGACGAAAACCUAAACACACAAAAACCAGAAUCAUUAAAACCAAGGCUGUUUUCCUGUAAUCAAGUAUAUAACUAAUUAUAAGCACCUGUUGACUUCAUGGUGAACAGAUGCUUCAAGCUAAGCGUGUGAAUGCUUGUAGGAUUGGAGUCUAGUGAAAAAUCUUCAUUGUUCCAAUUAAUUGUAAUAUGUAUAUAAGAUUUCUAUACUGGCAAGUUUCCAGUGUGCAUUCCUGGUAUGUCUUGUAAAAAAUCCCACCAUUUUAGUUUGCAAAAGUAAAGAUAGUUGUGAGAAAAACGAGCUCAAAAGGAAGAGUUGGCAAUUUUCUACAGUAGUGCAAUAGUUUAUUAGAUUAGAUGUGUGAAUUCUCCAUGGAUUCAAACCAAUAAACUACCAUUUUACAUUCUUUCUUCUGUUAAAGGUCUGAAAAGUUUUUUACCUCUUCACUAUUUCAUAUGUUCUUAUUAAUGUUUCAAUGUUUACAUUAAGGAUGAAACAUCCUUUUUAUUAGCAAGUUUCUCCACUUGUGUUUAAUCUUGUUGUGAUUUGAGAUUUGGUUGGAAUUUCCAGACUUUGUGUGUUUUUUCCUUAAUUUUCUAAAUAAAAUUAGUUUCUGAAGAUGACAAUGUGCAUGAGAUCUCUUGUACAUAUUUUGUGCAGUGCCCGAACUCUCUUGUAUUAUUGUUCUGUAAAAAGGUUGAAGAGGAAUUAUUAUAUUGGGAAAAGUAUAGUAUUGUAUUUGUAACAAUAUGGUUCUUUGUAAACUCUAAACUUAGUGGUUUCUCCAUAUAUAUAAAUGAGCCUAGAAUGUGAUCCUGCACAUCUGAAUGUAAC
This is a messenger RNA of Myiozetetes cayanensis, 4428 nucleotides long. Its product is annotated as amyloid-beta A4 precursor protein-binding family A member 1-like. NCBI's taxonomy places the organism in Eukaryota, Metazoa, Chordata, Aves, Passeriformes, Tyrannidae. The transcript has 7 exons. The record is from RefSeq and is a predicted model, not a curated record. Gene Ontology annotation, cellular component: cytoplasm; dendritic spine; plasma membrane. Gene Ontology annotation, biological process: chemical synaptic transmission. Gene Ontology annotation, molecular function: protein binding; amyloid-beta binding. The coding region runs from base 755 to 1621 and encodes 288 amino acids.